CUGCUCUGCUGAGGAACCUGCUCUGCUGUGCUGAGGGUCCUGCUCUGCUGAGGAACCUGCUCUGCUGUGCUGAGGGUCCUGCUCUGCUCUGCUGAGGAACCUGCUCUGCUCUACUGAGGGACUUGCUCUGCUGAGGAACCUGUUCUGCUGUGCUGAGGGUCCUGCUCUGCGGAGGGACCUGCUCUGCUGAGGAACCUGUUCUGCUGAGGGACCUGCUCUGCUGAGAGACCUGCACUGCUCUGUUGAGGGACCUGCUAUGUUGAGGGACCUGCUCUGUUGAGGGACCUGCUCUUUUGAGGGACCUGCUCUGCUGAGGGACCUGCUCUGCUGAGAGACCUGCUCUGCUGAGGGACCUGCUCUGCUCUGCUGAGGAACCUGCUCUGCUGAGGGACCUGCUCAUUCUCCAGGACUAUGGCACCACAUGUGGUACAUGGAGUCUCUCUUUCACAGCCCUGGUGUCUUCCUCUCCUUUUGCUCCUUCUCUCCCAGUAUUCCCUGACGGACGCAGGGUUCAACCUGGAUACUAGCAUGACUCUGAUCAAGGAGGGGGAGAAAGGGAGCUUUUUUGGAUUUUCUGUAGCACUUCACCAGCAACUCACCCCAGAACCACACAGUUGGAUACUGGUGGGGGCUCCCCGGGACAGAGGACUGGGCCUCAUGCGGAGACAGCGUACUGGUGCCCUGUACCGCUGUCCAAUCACCGGCGAGGAGUUUGACUGCGAGCGCGUGGACAUUGAUGGAGAUGUAAACCUCGACAGGGAGAGCAAGGACAACCAGUGGCUAGGAGUGACAGUCAAGAGCCAGGGGAUUGGAGGAAAGGUGGUGACCUGUGCCCACCUGUAUGAGCUGCGUCAGCGUGUGGGCCUGCCGUCUGAGACACGGGACCCUAUCGGGCGUUGCUAUGUCCUGAGUGAGGACCUGACAGAGAGGGACGACUUGGACGGAGGGGAGUGGAAGUUCUGCGAGGGGCGACCUCAGGGACACGAACAGUUUGGCUUCUGUCAGCAGGGCCUGUCUGCCGCCUUCACACCAGACAACAACUUCAUCAUGUUCGGUGCUCCAGGAACAUACAACUGGAAAGGAGAGAUGCGUGUCCAGCUGCUAAACCAGACACUGUUGGAUCUUGGUUUCUAUGACGACGGGCCUUAUGAGGUGGCGGAUGAGAAACAGCUGAAUGCUCAGCUGAUCCCAGUUCCCUACCAUAGUUACCUGGGUUUCUCGGUGGACUCUGCUAACGACAUAACGAGCCGUGGGGAGCUGACCUUCGUGGCGGGGGCUCCGCGAGCCAAUCACACGGGAGCGGUGGUGCUACUGCGUAAAGACAACGUGUACCGCCUGGUGCCACAGCACAUCCUGUGGGGAGAGGAGCUGGGUUCUUCCUUCGGGUACUCUGUGGCCACGGCUGAUCUCAACAGUGACGGCUGGACAGACCUGAUAGUGGGAGCUCCCAACUAUUUUGACAGGAAGACAGAGAUCGGAGGUGCUGUGUACAUCUUCCUCAACCGAUUCGGUAACUGGGAGUACGCUCAGCCAAUCAGGCUCAACGGAACUCAUGACUCCAUGUUUGGACUGACCGUCAACAAUGUGGGAGACCUGGACCUGGACGGAUAUGACGACAUCGCUGUGGGGGCUCCGUUUGAUGGAGAUGGGAAAGUGUUCAUCUACCGAGGCUCGUCCUCGGGCAUCGACACCAAGCCUGCACAGAUCCUGGAAGGGGUGAACGAGGGGGUGAAACGGUUUGGCUACUCCAUCUCAGGCGGCCUAGACAUCGAUGGGAACCUGUACCCUGACCUGGCAGUAGGCUCUCUCGGCGAUAAGAUGGUUCUGUACAGGUCUCGCCCGGUCAUUCACGUGACGCGGGAUGUAUCCAUCGAACCUCAGCACUAUAUUGACUUGGAGCAACACAACUGCAAGGGGAGAGAUGGAGUGUGUGUGGAGGUCAAAGUGUGCUUCACCUAUACUGCAUAUCCAGAGUCAUACUCACCAAACAUCACCCUGGUUCUACUCUUCGAGGCUGACACCGAGCGCAGGAAGCUGGGCCUGCCCCACCGUGUUAGCUUCCUGGGUCGGAGUGCACAGGACGUGGAGUACACACACACUGAUGAGGUGGAGCUGAAGGGUCAACGCCAUCCCGCCUGCCGGAGCGCCACCUUCCAACUACACGAGAAUAUCCGUGACAAGCUGCGUCCCAUCGCCCUGGCCAUCACCCACACCAUCAGACCCCCCAUGUUGUCCUCAGACACUAAUCCAGAGGAACAACUGCCUCCCGUACUGGGUGUUGCCACCUCCAACACCCUGCACUCUGAGGUGAAUUUCCUGAGGAAAGGCUGUGGUGAUGAUAAUAUCUGUCAGAGCAACCUGAAGUUGACCUACCAGUUUGGAACCCGACCUGUAACCUCUGACCUCUUCACCCCUCUGCCAAAAGAUGAUGAGGAGGUGUCCGUUUUCUCUCUGUCUGACCAGAGGUCCGUGGUGUUGGAGGUGACCGUCACCAACAUGCCCUCUGAACCUCUGUACCCUGAGAAGGACGGUGACGAUGCCCAUGCCGCCCAGCUACUGGUGACCCUGCCAGACACCCUGUCCUACUCUGGCUUCAGGGGACAACAGGUGGUGUGUCAGGCCAAUCAGAAUGGCUCUCAGGCAGAGUGUGAGCUGGGAAACCCCCUGAAGAGAGAUUCUAUCCUGAAGUUCUACAUCAUCCUCGGCACCUCUGCUAUCACCAUAGAGACCACGGAACUCACUGUCAACCUCCUGCUGGCUACUAUCAGUGAGCAGCCAGACCUGGCCCCAGUCACAGCUGUGGCUAAAGUCGUCAUAGAGCUCCCUCUGGCUGUCAGCGGGGUGGCCCGGCCACACCAGCUGUUCUUCAGUGGGGCUGUGAAGGGGGAGAGCGCUAUGGAGACUCUGGACGACGUGGGCAGCGCUCUGGAGUUUGAGUUUACGGUGACCAACACUGGGCCGUCCCUGCAGACUCUAGGCUCUGCCUUCCUCAACAUAAUGUGGCCUCAUGAGCUGUCCAAUGGGAAGUGGCUCCUGUACCCCACCGCGUUUCACUUCAAGGGCCAUCCAGAAACCCACUGUAGACCCCACACCUCCCUCAACCCACGGAAGUUCUCCCACAGCUCUCCUUCUGAAGACCAGCCACAGGCUACAUUCAGGAGGAAGGGGCGAUCCCACCCGGAAGAGGAGGGGCAUGUGAUGACCAAGGGCAGUCUGGGUAGGACCACGCCCGCUGUGGCUGCCUCCGAGAGACGGAAGUCACUCAAACUGGACUGUCUGCUGGGUUCAGCGCGCUGCGUCCUUUUCCAGUGUCCUCUCCUCAGCUUCUCUGGCUCUGCUGUCCUCAAGAUCCAGGGACGUUUGUGGAACAGCACCUUCCUGGAGGAGUUCCCAUCAGUCAGUGCUCUGGAGCUGCUGGUAAGAGCCAACAUCACAGUCAAGUCGAGCAUCAAACACCUGGUGCUGAGGGAUGCUGCCGCACAGAUCCCAGUGAUGAUUUACCCAGAGGUUGGUCUGACUGACCAGUACUGGAUCCCCUGGUGGUGGAUUCUCAUAGCCAUCCUGGCUGGUAUCCUGGUGUUGUCCCUGAUGGUCUGCAUCCUCUGGAAGUGUGGUUUCUUCCGUCGGGUCCAGUAUGAAGACCAAGUGCCUCAGUACCAUGCGGUGAAGAUUCCCCACCAGGACCUGCCCCAGUUCCAUGAGAGCCAGAAGGCAGGGGUCCUCCACAAGAAAGAGUGGACUACACACUGGAGCGACGGAACCUCCUGAUCGACAGCAACAACAACAACAACAACAACAACAAGGAAUUGAAUAAUAACAACCCCCCCCCCCCCCCCCCCCCCCGAUUCAACCCACAUGGCACUCACUAACUCUGCGGUGUAAUAAAUGUGUGCACACAGACUGGCCGUGUACAUUUGGGGCUACGUCCUCAUUCUUCACCCUUCUUCUGAAGUGGACUUAUUAAUGCUGACUACUCUCUCCUGCAUAUAUAUAUGGACAGUGAUGCUAACUUUCUACAUCGUCUCUAUAGUUCAGCAUUUUGGAUUUGAGAUCAAAUGUUCCGUAUGAGGUGAUAAUGUCAUCUUUCACUUGAGGGUAUUAUUUAUACAUAUCUGAUUUGCCAUUUAGAAAUGAAAGCACUUUAUAGAUCUAGUCCCCCUCAUUUGAAGAUGCCAUAAGUUUUUGGACAAAUUUCACUUAUAGCGUCAAAUGUAGUAUUUGGUCCAUUAUUCCUAGCACACAAUGACGACAUCAAGCUUGUGACGAUCCAAACAUGUUGGAUGUGUUAGAUGGUUCUAAAUACUUCUACAUGAAUGUGAAUGCUAACAUGAUUAUGGAUAAUCAUGAAAGACGAUGAGUGAGAAAGUUACAGAGGGUCAAAGAUCUUGCCCCCAAGACGUGCUAACCUCCAUUGUUAUUGGUAAUUGGUAAUGUUAUUAUUGGUAAUGUUGAGAGGUUAGCAUGCUAACCUCCAUUGUUAUUGGUAAUGUUGAGAGGUUAGCAUGCUAACCUCCCUUGUUAUUGGUAAUGUUGAGAGGUCAGUAUGCUAACCUCCCUUGUUAUUGGUAAUGUUGAGAGGUUAGCAUGCUAACCUCCCUUGUUAUUGGUAAUGUUGAGAGGUUAGCAUGGGAACCCCCCUUGUUAUUGGUAAUGUUGAGAGGUUAGCAUGCUAACCUCCCUUGUUAUUGGUAAUGUUGACAGGUUAACAUGCUUUGCUGUAGCAAACUUUUUAACUUUUCUCACUCAUCAUUAUCCACAAUUCAUUCAUGAUUUUUCUUAAUCAUGGCAUUAUCAGGAUUGAUAUAGAACUGUUCACAAACAUCUUAUUUACUCACUUAGAUGGAAUAUCACUCUAAUCACCAUUCAGUUCCUAUUGGGCAAAACCCAAAACCCAACCAAAACAAACUAUGACUGCAUCCAAGAAGUGUAUAGCUUGACGUACUCGUUGCAUGCUAGAAAUAUGGGAGCAAAUACUCAACUUUUGACUACUUUAGUACACUAUAAGUACACAUUUGUCCAAAUACUUAAAUCAGAUAUGAAAAUACCCUGGAUUAAAAGGUGACAUUCUGUCUGUCACCUCAUAUGGGGGAGGGUAGCCUAGUGGUUGGGGCGUUGGACUAGUAAACGGAAGGUUGCAAGUUCAAGCCCCCGAGCUGACAAGGUACAAAUCUGUCGUUCUGCCCUUGAACAGGCAGUUAACCCACUGUUCCCAGGCCGUCAUUGAAAAUAAGAAUAUGUUCUUAACUGACUUGCCUAGUUAAAUAAAGGUAAAAAAAUCAAAUAAAUAUGAACAAUUGAUCUGAAAUGAAGUAUAGACCCACAUGUAAAAAUGUUGCAUCACUGUCCAAAGACAUACACUACAUAGUGUACAUCAAUAUGGCAUGAAAGUCCCGCCUACUUCCUGGAUCAUGUCCCACACGGUUUUGAAAGUGCCGUCAAAAUAUCAUCAAAUUCAUGAAAACAUGUCAACAUGUUUCUGCACAAUGCAGAAAACGCUCCGCCAUUUCCUGGUUGCUAAAAUUCUAAUAGUUCGCCAGCUUUUCACACUUGGCAUUCUCUCAACCAGCUUCACCUGGAAUGCUUUUCCAACAGUCUUGAAGGAAUUCCCACAUAUGCUGAGCACUUGUUGCUGCUUUUCCUUCACUCUGCGGUCCCAAACCAACUAAAUUCCAAACUAUCACUCUCUUCCCAAACCAACUAAAUUGGGUUUGAGGUCGGGUGAUUGUGGAGGCCAGGUCAUCUGAUGCAGCACUACAUCACUCUCCUUUUUGAUCAAAUAGCCCUUACACAGCCUGGAGAUGUGUUGGGUCAUUUUUCUGUUGAAAAACAAA
Molecule: messenger RNA, 5831 nt
Organism: Oncorhynchus mykiss (rainbow trout)
Lineage: Eukaryota; Metazoa; Chordata; Actinopteri; Salmoniformes; Salmonidae
Gene: itga7
Product: integrin subunit alpha 7
Biological process (GO): integrin-mediated signaling pathway; cell adhesion mediated by integrin; cell-cell adhesion
Cellular component (GO): external side of plasma membrane; integrin complex
Molecular function (GO): integrin binding
Source: RefSeq, a predicted model, not a curated record